CUACUACUAAUAGUAGUAUUAUUGUUGUUGUUGAGCACGCAACUCAACGUGCGCUAAGGCGGGGUGAGAGGGAGAGUGGGAGGGAGGGAGGGAGAGAUCGGGGGUUUUUUUGUGUUAAAAAAUAUCCGUCCAUCUCGCUCGCUCGCUCUCUCUCUCUCUCUCUUCGCCACAAUUAAUGACCAUGAGUUCAUAUUUGAUGGAGACGACUUUCGUCGACCCGAAAUUCCCGCCGUGCGAAGAAUAUUCCCAGGGCAGCUACAUCCCCAAUCAGCACGGCGCGCCUGCUGGAUUCCUCGUCCGGAACGCCGCCAACGAGUCGCGUUCAUACUCGCCCGCAACUCACCACCACCACCAUCACCACCCACCUCCUCCUCACCACCACCAUCACCACCUCCACCAUCACCACCAUCAUCAUCACCGCCAGCAGCAGGACGCCCGGCACGCAGCCGUCGCUUACCCGGCGAGCGACCGCAUCUCCGGGCGAGUCUUCGGCGGCUAUAGCGAAGACCCCACGGCAAACCCGACCCCAAACGCCACCACCACCAGCACCACCACCAGCACCACCAGCACCACCAGCGCCACCACCACCGCCACCACCAGCACCACCACCAGCAGCUCGUCGCCCGACGUUAGCCAGACGGCACACGCACGGCCAGCGUCCAGUCCCGAGGCUCACGCCGCGAUCCCAGAGUGCGACUCUUCGAGCCCCGAGGUUGCGGUGACUUCAACCAUCAAGCAGCAGCAGCAGCAGCAGCUACUGCCGCAAGUUUAUCCGUGGAUGAAGAAGCUUCACGUUGGAGUCAACUCGGGCUGCCACAGCAGCAGCGGCAGCGGAGGAGGAGAAGGAGGAGGAGCAGGAGGAGGAGGAGGAGGAGCAGGAGGACCCAACGGCAUCUGUGUCGGGGAGUCGAAGCGAUCGCGCACCGCCUACACGCGCCUCCAGGUGCUGGAGCUCGAGAAGGAGUUCCACUUCAACCGCUACCUCACGCGGAGGCGACGCAUCGAGAUCGCGCACGCGCUCGGCCUCACCGAGCGCCAGAUCAAGAUCUGGUUCCAGAACCGGCGCAUGAAGUGGAAGAAGGACCACAAGCUGCCCAACACCAAGACGAGGUCGGCCGCGACGGGCUCAUUGUCGGCGUCGUCUGCGUCGAAGGCAGCGGUGGUGGUGGUUGCUGCCGCUCAGCAGCGAGUGGCCACUCACAUGGGGGGCAUCGCUGCGUUGAUGUAAGGCGGG
Messenger RNA from Petromyzon marinus (sea lamprey), 1234 nucleotides. Its product is annotated as homeobox protein Hox-A4. Gene Ontology annotation, molecular function: DNA-binding transcription factor activity, RNA polymerase II-specific; RNA polymerase II cis-regulatory region sequence-specific DNA binding. Lineage: Eukaryota; Metazoa; Chordata; Hyperoartia; Petromyzontiformes; Petromyzontidae. The record is from RefSeq and is a predicted model, not a curated record. Gene Ontology annotation, biological process: anterior/posterior pattern specification; positive regulation of transcription by RNA polymerase II. Gene Ontology annotation, cellular component: nucleoplasm; nucleus.